Molecule: messenger RNA, 1035 nt
Organism: Capronia epimyces CBS 606.96
Lineage: Eukaryota; Fungi; Ascomycota; Eurotiomycetes; Chaetothyriales; Herpotrichiellaceae
Product: fatty acid elongase 3
Exons: 3
Coding region: 1-1035 (344 amino acids)
Biological process (GO): sphingolipid biosynthetic process; very long-chain fatty acid biosynthetic process; fatty acid elongation, saturated fatty acid
Cellular component (GO): endoplasmic reticulum membrane
Molecular function (GO): fatty acid elongase activity
Source: RefSeq, a predicted model, not a curated record
AUGGCCCUCGACAUCCUCAAGUCCGUUCCUGUGCCUACACUCGACCGCCCAUUCGGCAUUGAACUAUGGCCUCUUUUUGACAAGGCUUACUCGUCCAUCUUCGGCUACCAUGCCAUCGAUUUCGAGUUUGUGGACGGGACGACCGCUAUGUCGACCUUGAAAGAGACUGCGAUUUCCUUGAUUGGAUAUUAUGUGAUAAUCUUUGGCGGACGAGAAGUGAUGAAACACCGCAGCCCAUUUGUCCUCAAGGGUCCUUUCAUCGUCCACAAUUUCAUCUUGACCGUCAUCAGCGGCGUUCUGCUUGCGCUGUAUAUUGAACAACUUCUGCCCACCAUCGUUCGAAAUGGCGUCUUCUAUGCCAUCUGCGAUAUCAACGGAGGUUGGACUAGACAAUUGGUCUUGCUGUACUAUAUGACCUAUCUCACCAAGUAUCUCGAACUAGUCGACACCUUAUUCUUGGUUCUGAAGAAGAAGCCACUGACCUUUCUUCACACCUACCACCAUGGUGCGACCGCUCUGCUUUGCUAUACGCAAUUGGUCGGUCACACAGCAGUUUCUUGGGUUCCGAUUACGCUGAACUUGCUUGUGCACGUGGUCAUGUACUGGUACUACUUCCAAGCCGCUCGGGGUAUUCGGAUUUGGUGGAAAAAGUACAUCACUAUUCUCCAGAUCGUUCAAUUCGUCAUCGACAUCGGCUUCGUUUACUUUGCCUCUUACACCUACUUCGCCAACAAAUAUUUCCCUUGGGCGCCGAAUGCUGGCACUUGCGCCGGAGAAGAGUUCGCUGCCUUUGCCGGUAUCGGCAUUAUCAGCUCCUACCUUCUCCUCUUCAUCUCCUUCUAUUUCGCAACAUACAGGAAACAAGCCGUUUCUGGACGGCCUAGGAGGAACACCGGAAAGGAGGCUCUGAUUGCAAUGAAAGAUGCUCCCCUUCCCGACCCACACAAGCUCCCCCAGGGAUCCAAGGACGAGGAAAGUGUCGCCUUUGCUACCGGGCGGGCAAACGGACCAGUCACACGGUCACGAAAGGCUUAG